AGCAGGGAAUGAGGACGACCCAGGCCUUGGGGUCUCACUGUAGCUGAGAGAGGCGGGGGUCUGUGGAGGAAGGCGGGGUCUACCGGAGCUAGGAGGCGGAGCUAGAAGGAAGCCGCAGUGCUGUGUAGCUUUUGGGGGAAGGUGAAGCUGGGACAAGGGGCGGGGUCUGAGGUGGGCAGGGCCGCCGGCCCCUGAGUCUUGGGUCUUGGAGCUAAAGUGGGUCCUCUGAGAAGCUCCUGGGUAGCGGAGCAACUCUUCUUUUGUACCCCCAGUGUGUGUGUGUCUGACCUGCCUCGUGCAGCUCAGGAGAAGGGAUUCACUAGGCUGGGGUGCCUCUUUUGGAGAAGGUGAGGACUGGCUGAGGUCUGUGACCAUGAAGGUCAAAGUCAUCCCGGUACUUGAGGACAACUACAUGUACCUGAUCAUUGAGGAGCACACACGGGAGGCAGUGGCUGUGGACGUGGCUGUGCCCAAGAGGCUGCUGGAAAUUGCAGGCCGCGAGGGGGUGUCUCUGACCACGGUGCUGACCACCCAUCACCACUGGGACCACACACGUGGAAAUGCGGAGCUGGUGCACCUGCGGCCGGGACUGGCAGUGAUGGGAGCAGAUGAGCGCAUCUGUGCGCUAACCCGCAGGCUGGCACAUGGGGAGGAGCUUCGGUUUGGGGCCAUCCAUGUACGAUGCCUCUUGACGCCGGGCCACACCUCUGGCCACAUGAGCUACUUCCUGUGGGAGGAUGAAUGCCCGGACCCACCAGCUCUCUUCUCUGGUACCUUGCAGCCUGGACUCAUCCACUUAUGCAAUUUCACUGUGCCCUCCCUGCCCCCUUCUGACCCUCUUUCCUCCCUAGGGGAUGCUCUGUCAGUGGCAGGCUGUGGCUGGCAUCUGGAGGAUACUGCACAGCAGAUGUACCAGAGCUUGACCAAGAUCCUGGACACCCUGCCACCCCAGACGAAGGUGUUCUGUGGUCAUGAGCAUACACUGAACAAUCUUGAAUUUGCGCAGAAAGUGGAGCCCUGCAACGACCACGUGCGAGCUAAGCUGUCCUGGGCCCAGAAGAGAGAUGAUGAUGAUAUACCUACUGUGCCUUCGACACUGGGUGAGGAGCUCUUGUACAACCCUUUCCUGAGGGUAACAGAGGAUCCAGUGCGUGAGUUCACAGGCCAGGUGGCACCAGCCCAGGUCCUGGAGGUACUCUGCAGGGAGCGAGCACGCUUCCAGCUUGCUUUGGAACCACCGCAGCCCCAGGUUCGGGCACUCCUGGCCUUGCAGUGGGGGCUUCUGAGUACACCCCAGGAAAAAUGAGCCAUGUGGGAAGGCUGCUUGUCUCCACACCCCUUCUCCUGAUCUCAAGCUGACUGGAACCCUGCCUCCAGAACAUUCCUCUGAGGCCCUGCUACCCUGCUUUAAAGAACCAGCAAAUGGUGCUUUCCUUGUCUCUACUGCUCAGGGGGCCAGACAGGCGGACUCUCCGGAGGAGCUGUUGUAGGCCCUGAGACAUACAUGUCUGGGGGCUGAGAAGGGUGAAUAAACUUGGAAAGGCCCAGUGUGGUGCCAGACACACAGGA
This is a messenger RNA of Peromyscus californicus insignis, 1569 nucleotides long. RefSeq names its product hydroxyacylglutathione hydrolase like (gene Haghl). Gene Ontology annotation, molecular function: hydroxyacylglutathione hydrolase activity. Bases 374 to 1306 code for a protein of 310 amino acids. The record is from RefSeq and is a predicted model, not a curated record. The transcript has 7 exons. Lineage: Eukaryota; Metazoa; Chordata; Mammalia; Rodentia; Cricetidae.